ACUACGGCAAUAAUCCACAACACCCCACGACAAAUCCCCCUUUUCCUAUUCUCUCACCGCGGUAGGCAUACGAAAUGAAGUUCCUUAAAAACGGUAGAGUUGCUAUCAUCACCCGGGGCAGGUACGCCGGUAAGAAGGUAACCACAGUGAUGGAUGAUGGCAGCAAGUCCCACCCCUUUGGUCAUGCUCUCGUUGCUGGAAUGGAGAGAUACCCGUCCAAAGUCACCCGCUCGAUGUCGAAGAAGAGAGCCGCCAAGCGCUCCAAGGUCAAGCCCUUCAUCAAGAUUAUCAACUACAAUCACCUUAUGCCCACUCGCUACACCAUUGAUCUCGAGACCCUGAAGGGGGUCAUUUCCCAGGACACCUUCAAGGAGCCUUCGCAGAGGGAAGAGGCUAAGAAGACCAUUAAAAAGGCAUUUGAGGAAAGGUACCAGAGUGGAAAGAACAAAUGGUUCUUCACUCCUCUACGGUUUUAAGCGGUUUCUUUGCUCUCUCUUUUUUUCCUCUUCGUGACGGUUUCAUGUUGAUAAAAAAACAAAUAAAAUUAUACUCCAGUUAAGGAUGCCAAUGGCUGGACAUUUCUGUACCUGGGGGUAAAUGGCUGAUAAGGGUCGUAUUCCCUUCAGA
Messenger RNA from Tuber melanosporum (Perigord truffle), 627 nucleotides. RefSeq names its product 60S ribosomal protein L27. Bases 75 to 476 code for a protein of 133 amino acids. Gene Ontology annotation, cellular component: ribosome; cytosolic large ribosomal subunit. The transcript is spliced from 4 exons. Gene Ontology annotation, biological process: translation. The record is from RefSeq and is a predicted model, not a curated record. NCBI's taxonomy places the organism in Eukaryota, Fungi, Ascomycota, Pezizomycetes, Pezizales, Tuberaceae. Gene Ontology annotation, molecular function: structural constituent of ribosome.